AUGAAGUUCUCAAAGCAGCUCAUGUACAAUGCAGUUGCAGAGUGGCGGGAGCACUAUCUUGAUUAUAGCGAGUUGAAAAAAUAUAUCUCCCGACUGGGCAGUGUGCGACAGCAGCUCCGCAAGUACGGGGCCGGUGAUCCCGCCAUGAGCUGUUCACCGCUUCGUGAAGUUACGCUAGCUAUAUGGAUUCGUGGAGACGCGGUCUGUGGACGGGGUGCUUCGUCUUCCACUGCUUCGGUGUCGAGUCCGCCCCCAGAGGAGGAAAUUGAAGUGGAUACGCUACAUGCGAGAGCGACAGCAAGAAUAGCCCCGCUCCGUUCCCCUGUGGAACACGGUUCCUGGGGUGCGGAGGCAGUAGCAUUAGCACCAGAAACAGCUGAUGGCGCUGGUGCUGCACCCCAUGCUCAGACGGACGCUAAAUUCGAGCGUCUUCCUUCAGACGCGGCCAGCGCGCCAAGCACAGGACUCGAACACCACGCGACAGAGCAGGAGCGAGCCCGUCUGGCCCGCGUGUCGGUUAUCUCUGCUGGCUCGGAGGAUAUCGAGCAGCGCACGCGGGCUAGUGUGUGGAUGCACGCCAUUGGAAACGAGAAACAGGUGUCGGGCGGGAUAUCUGCGCAAGCGAGCACCGCAGUGGAACCUCGGUCUGCUUCACCGGGCGAUUGCAGCGAAUCUGCACGGGGAGCAACCAGAAUGCCCUCGGGGGUAUCGCAGGUCUCAGAAUCGCCUGGAUGGGUGGAGGAUCACGCGGAACGUUUGCGGGUCGCGGACAUGGCAUCCUCCGGGGGCGCUAGCGCCGCAAAUGACAGCAGGACUCGCAACCGCAACACCGUUACCAAGAACGAUAACGAUAAUGACGAUCAUGAUGAUGAUGAUGAUGAAAGCGAUGACGACGACGACGACGACGACGACCACAUUGGUGACCCGGGUGGCAACGCGUUGCGUUCACAGCACAGCUUCUCGGUUACGGGAUGCGUACCUGAUUCUCUGAGAGGUUUCCCGAGCGCUGGAGAAAAUGCAGGGCACCGCGACGCACCGUGCCCAGCCGCACGCGUACCUCUGAAUGGUGCGCAGACGGCACCUGCGGAAGACGAGGCUGCGUCGCCGAGUGUUCAUCAAGAUGCUCACGCAGCGGGAACAGCACGAGCAGCAGAUGCACACGUUACUGCGUUGAAUCUAACGCCAGCGAUGCAUACGGAUACUUAUCCACGACCGUUAGCAUCGCCAUUGGCCAGCACGGGGGACACCAGCGCUGCUGCGAUCGAGCGUCGCGAGAGUCGUAGCGCUCGACUGGCUCCAGCGCUCCGGAAAACGGCCAGUGCGAAUGUGCUCUACGAACUAGAGCACGGUGCACCGCGUCAUGCACCCAGCGACUAUUUUGCGGCGGCGCCUGAGCGGUCCGCCAAUGCCUGCUCGUCCGCAGCACCGCCACCGCUGCAACUCGCGAGGCCGCUUCCGGGCGCCGCACUGCGAGAAGACGCUUCCGCUAGACGCGAUGCACCAGGCACGAGUCCGCGAACGUCUGUUGGCUCUGACAGGGCGUCGCCAGCGUGCUACCCAGCAUCGGCUGUACGGAGCAAGCCCGUGCACGAGCGCACCCCGCUCCUGGGGGAAAUCAUUCCACCCAGAACACCUCCUGCACAGGAUCGUAACGAGACGCCUCCGGGAGCUUGCUGCAAUAAGAGGCCACCGUCUCGUUUUCAAACCGCCGAGACGACUCAUACACUGGCAUACUCGAGCCCGCUCGCAGCGCCCGUAGUCGCAGUGCCGCAACGAUCCACACUUGCGUCUCGGAACCCGACGAUGAGAGCGCAGCCUUGGAACGGUGCGCUACCCAGCACACCGCUCAUGUCGAGCGAGCAAUGGGCUCAAUCGCAUCGGGAGGCCUUUUGGCGAAUGGAACGUCGCUUCUUCGAGCGCCUCCAUAUCGAAGCUGUCAAGGUAGACGCUUUCUUUUGCGCCAUGGAGCGAGAGCUCGAGCGCAUCUCGCAAGCGCUCGCCGUCGAUGCCGAGGCCUCCCUGCGACGUCAAGACCAGCAGCGACUCGCGCUCCUCCGUCAACGGUAUCGAGAGCACUACGUCGAAAUCAUGGAACUGGUGAAUUUUAUCGAACUGAAUGCAACCGGCUUCGAAAAGAUCUUGAAAAAGCAUGACAAGGUGACAGGACUACAGACAAAGGCUGUUUUUCAGCGGCAAGUUCUCCAAACGUUUACAUUCUACCAGGCAGCACAGCAAACCAGACAAACGGAUACUCAUGAUGAUGAUGAUUUUGAUGAAGAAGAUGAUCAUCAUGCGGGUAAUGGUGCACCGACGUCGUCCGGUCACUAG
Molecule: messenger RNA, 2328 nt
Organism: Cyanidioschyzon merolae strain 10D
Lineage: Eukaryota; Rhodophyta; Bangiophyceae; Cyanidiales; Cyanidiaceae
Exons: 1
Coding region: 1-2328 (775 amino acids)
Biological process (GO): cellular response to phosphate starvation
Source: RefSeq, a predicted model, not a curated record